AUGGCAAUUGAAACGACACAACCCGCCACCGGCGCUAUCCUCCGAGUUGGGAUCAUUGGCUGUGGUGAGAUCUCGCAAGUCGUUCACAUCCCAAACAUCAACAAUCUUGCGCACAAGUUCCGGACGACCUAUCUCUGUGAUAUUUCAGCGCAAUCACUGAAACACUGUGCCCAAAAGGUCCAAGGCGGAAUCCCCAAAGUAACCUCAAGCUCAGAAGAGCUUUGUUCGUCGGCAGAUGUUGAUGUGGUUAUUAUCGCCAAUGCAGACGCGUAUCAUGUUGAUCACGGCAUCCUGGCCCUCCAGAAUGAUAAAUACUGUUUAAUCGAGAAGCCAGCUGCCACUUGCUUCCGCGAUAUGGAUAGGCUCAUUGGGGCAGAGAAACUCUCAAAGGGAAAGGUUUUUGUGGGAACGAUGCGCCGCUACGCGCCUGCCUUCCUUGACGCUGUCAAGGAGGUUGGUGACAUGGAAAGAAUCACAUAUGCUCGCGUGAGAGAUAUCAUUGGACCGAAUUCGACCUUUGUUGACCAGUCUGGGACAUUUCCACAACGAUUCAAUGAUUUCUCGACUGAGGACUCUGAAGACAGAGUCCAAAGAGAAACGGAUAUCUUGAAUCAAGCUCUUAACAAAGAGCUUGGUCUGAAAGUGACGCCUGAAUCUUCAACAAUGCUGAGGAUACUUGGAGGACUCGGAACUCACGAUCUAUCAGCCAUGCGGGAAAUCAUUGGCAUGCCUGAAGGGGUCGAAGGUGCUAUCUUCAGCCUGCCGGGAAUAUUCACCGUUCUCUUCCAAUACAAGGGAUUCCCGGUCACCUAUGAAUCUGGCUUGAGUGAGAUCCCGCAUUUUGAUGCACACAUUGAGGUCUUUUCUCCCACAAAGGUUGUGAGGAUCGAGUUUGAUACCCCAUACAUCAAAGGCCUCCCAGUCACAAUGACUGUACGCGAGAAGCUUGGAGAUGGUAGUUUCCAGGAACGAAGGGUGCGUAAAACGUAUGAGGACCCUUAUACGCUCGAGCUUCUAGAUUUCUACGACUGUGUACAAACUGGAAAGCAACCUAAGACUAGUGCUCAAGACGCGAGGAAGGAUAUUGAGCUGUUUGGGAUGAUUCUUAAGGCGGGAUUUAGAAAAUGA
Messenger RNA from Penicillium nucicola, 1128 nucleotides. RefSeq names its product Gfo/Idh/MocA family protein. Gene Ontology annotation, biological process: NADPH regeneration. The record is from RefSeq and is a predicted model, not a curated record. The transcript is spliced from 2 exons. Gene Ontology annotation, cellular component: cytoplasm. Gene Ontology annotation, molecular function: nucleotide binding; oxidoreductase activity. Bases 1 to 1128 code for a protein of 375 amino acids. NCBI's taxonomy places the organism in Eukaryota, Fungi, Ascomycota, Eurotiomycetes, Eurotiales, Aspergillaceae.